AUCGAGGACUUAAGUAGAAACCCUAGAAGACCUAUGGUGGUUCUCCAUGAUAUUCCUGAGUUAAUAAUUUUGCUCGAAGUUUCUAGAACUUUGCAUUAACAAGCCGAGUACUAGUAACAAGUACAUAUCCUUCUUUUUUCUUUUUGGGGAGAUUGAGAUGAAUUGCUACAGCUGGCAGAAGCCAAAUCCAAACGGCAAGAUAAAAAAACUGAUCAGGGCAUAAUUGCAAUUAUUCGAACGUCAAAGGGGACCAAAAAGUAAAUAUAGAGAAAGAAAUUCUCAUAAUGGUUUAGGUUGUCUCGGCGCAUCGAGGUCAUAGACUCGUUAGCUUUCCUUCCAUUGCCUUCCAGGAAGGACGACGAUCCCAACUGUCAAACCAUGUACGGCGGACUCUCUUCCAAGCUGGGCCGCUCCGCCGCCCACAACAAGCGCCCAUAAGACUUGCGCCUGACCUCGUCGACGAGAUCAGGCGCGUGGAGGCACAAGGUGGUAGGGCGCGUAUGAAAUUCGACCCCAAUCCUCACAAUCCCAACGGGAAUAUUAUUGAUGUUGGUGGAAAGGAAUUCAGGUUUACAUGGUCAAGGGAAUUUGGUGACCUUUGUGAUAUUUAUGAGGAGCGGCAGAGUGGUGAAGAUGGAAAUGGUUUGUUUGUUGAAUCUGGCUCUGCAUGGCGCAAGCUGAACGUGCAGCGAAUCCUGGAUGAGUCAACUAAAAAUCAUCUCAAAAUGCGGUCAGUCGAAGCCGACAAGAAGUCAAAGCAACGGAAAGCCAUUGUCUUAGAGCCUGGAAACCCAUCUUUGAAGUGCCAGAUUAAGCAAUUAGCUGCUGUGGAGGCUACACCAUGGAAGAACUACAAUAAAAAGAAAGAGGCUGCUCUUAAGAAAAGGAAAGUGGAAACUCUUCAAGUCGGAGGCCCCCCAAAAACUACCCAUAACCCUAAAUCUGGAUUUACGUCAACAACUACUUCUAAGAGCAAAAUUCCUUCCCCUCUUCCAUCUCCACCUGAUCCAUUUGCUGCUGCUUCCUCUCCACUCGGGGCAGUAAAUACUUCUAAGGUUAAUGAUGAUGCUGUACCAUCACAAAUGAUGGGUAAGCAAGAUACAAAUGCAAUUCCUGAGAAAGAAAUCCCCACCAAGGCAAACAAUGCUAUGAGGAAUUCAUUAGGAGGCAAGGGAAAUAAUGGAUCUAAACCAACAGAUUUGCAGGGCAUGUUGGUUUCUCUUCUCAUGGAUAAACCUAAAGGAAUGAGUUUGAAGAUUGCAAAAUACCAGUUCCCAGGGAAGUAUAUUUUGAAGCCGGGAGUGGAUUUGGAAAGCAUAAAAAAGCCUCAGAAUGAAUGCGGAAGCUCCCCUGAUGAUAACAAUCCCCAAAUGCAUGCACGUGAAGAAUUUCAUGAUUCAACAUCAGCUCCACAGGGUGGCUUUGAAGAGAAAGUCUCAAAUGACGAUUUUGAGGAGCAGUUGCAAGGAAAAUCCAAAGUGGAAGAAGAAUUAAACACAUUGGAAAAGGUUGACAUUCAACAUACUUCACCUGAUAUUGGUGAUGAAAAAAGAGGUGCUGAUAAUAGUGAAGGGCAGGCAGGCAGCUCUAGUGAGAGUGGAACUGACAGUGACAGUGAAAGUGACAGCAGUGACAGCGGAAGUGAGAGUGGAAGCCGUAGUAGGAGCAGAAGUAGAAGUCCUGCUGGAACAGGGAGUGGGAGUAGUAGUGACAGUGAUACUGAUGCAUCUUCCAGCAGUAAGGACAUCCAGGACGGUUCUGAUGAGGAUGUAGAUAUUAUGACUAGUGAUGAUGAAAAAGAGUCAAGGCCCAAACCAGAAGCCUCUGAUCCAAGAAUAUCGUUACCCGGUCCAGUAAAAUCUCCUGAUGGAAGAUCUAUGCAGAACGAGUUUCAUGAGAAGCAGGAUGGUAAUGAAUCUGAUGCAGUUGAGAUUGAAAAAGACUUACCUGAAGAAGAAGAAGCUGAAAUUGCUCCAACUACUGGUGCCAUCUCUAAUGCAAGUGGCAAAUUUGCAGAUGAUACAAAACCUUUUUCACCUGAUUUGCAACAGCUCCAAGAGCGCCAAAAUUAUAUUGGGAGUUUGUUUGAUGAAAGGGAAAGUGAUGUUAAGGAUAGCUAUAGGCAUGAACAGUCUGACAGCUCUGAUAGGCUAUCGAUGGGUAAGAAGAGGCCUUCUAAUGUGAAGAACAUUGAUGAGAAAUCUGAACGGACCAAGAGGUUGAAAGCAGGAAACUUGGCUCAAGGAUCAUUUUCUCCUGACAUGGAUGUGCAAAUGUUGGAGAGUUCUCACAAUUUGUCUCCUCCUGAGUUUGCUGAAGGCAAUUCUAAGGGCCCCACAACACAAUUAAUUAAUAGAGCUGAUAGACAAGGAAACACAACUGGUUUACAAAAAGGAUUCAAUCAAGCGUUUCCUGGAAAACCUACUUCAGAUUUACCCCAUACAGUUCAAAGGACCUUUGAUCACACUUCUGUAGUAAACCCAACCAAUGCAUUGGAAAAACCAGAAAGCGUAAGGCACAACAAAAAACACCCAGGAAGGGACUUUCAUGUGCCUGAAGCUUCUUCUAUGCAAAAAGAAAAAUCUCAUAGAGAUGCCCAAAAUGAAGUCAUUCACGCCACUGAGAAAAAGGUCCCCAGGAAUUCCAGAGAUGGUAGUGAUGGAAGUAAACAAUUACCAUCCAUGGAUUCACAUUACCAAAAACAAGGCAAUAUGGUUGGUAAGUAUAAGGAAGGACGAAAAAAUGCACAGCAACACUUAAUAACAUCACCCAAUGAAAACAACAGAACUUGUCUUGAUAAAUCCCCUGUAAUUAAUGGAAGAGGUACACUUCUUCAGAGAGAGCAUUCAGAUUUGGAAUUGGGUGAACUCCGUGAGUCCACUCCUGAUGAAGCCCCUGCUGCAAGGCAAUUUGAUCGAAAGGGUUCGUUUAAACAUGUGGAUAACAAAGGUAGCAUUUCAGAGGUCAGGAAUGCAGAUAUUUCUAAAGCAAGGUCUUCAUUAAAAGCAUCUUUAGACUCAGGAAAGCAGUCCCCAGCCCUUGUUAGUUCUGGUUUACCCACCAAUCUGGAAAGCACCAAUAAAAAGAACUUGGACAAUCAUUUUGAAGAUACAACAAGGUCUCAUUCUAGAGUUAUGCCAUCUCAAUCACAACAUUUGAAAUCUGACCAUGUGGAAGUUGGGUCUCAAAACAAAUUCGCAGAGAGGAGCAGUAAAUUCAGAAUUAAUGACUUUGGGGCGAGCCAAGAUAUUGACUUGGAAGGUCGCAGUGAAAGCAAUAGAAGAGCACCUGUUAAUGCAUCUAAACAGCAAGACAAUAAACGUGGAACAGUUUUGCACACUGUCAAAGAAAAUAAAAGGCGAACACCUAAUUUGUCGGAAGAUAUGGCUGAUGGAGGAAAAGAUUUACUGUUGGUAGAUAUAAAUAACAGCGAUCAAAAGAAGAGAGAAUCAUCUUCAGAUGAAAAUAGUUGCUCUUAUUCGAAGUAUGAAAAGGAUGAGCCUGAACUGAAGGGACCGAUAAGAAAUUUCACCCAGUAUAAAGAAUAUGUGCAGGAAUAUAGGGAUAAAUAUGAUAGUUACAGCUCCUUGAACAAGAUCCUGGAGAGUUACAGGAAUGAGUUUAUGAAACUGGGCAAGGAUUUAGAAAAUGCUAAAGGCAGGGAUAUGGACAGAUAUUAUGAAAUCUUGGGGCAGAUAAAAGAAUCCUACCGACGUUGUGGAACGAGACACCAGAGAUUGAAGAAAAUAUUCCUUGUGCUCCACGAGGAACUGGAGCAUAUUAAGCGAAUGAUCAGAGAAUUUGCGGACUCAUACAAUAAAGAGUAAAAAAUACAAGAGCACUCUUGAGCAUAAAAUUCUAGCCUGCUCCACCAACCUUUGGAAGUUUUGGGUGA
Molecule: messenger RNA, 3895 nt
Organism: Arachis ipaensis
Lineage: Eukaryota; Viridiplantae; Streptophyta; Magnoliopsida; Fabales; Fabaceae
Source: RefSeq, a predicted model, not a curated record